AUGCCCACACAAUCAUCGCCAGCUUCUCUAGGCCGGAGACGUGAUCAACCGGUCUUGAGCUGUUCCUUCUGCAGAGGACGCAAAAAAACGCCAUGUGGCUCUUGUGUAAGGCGUGGCAACACGGAAGAGUGCAUAUACGGCUCCUCGGAGCAGGAGCGCAGAGAUGCGAACCAACAGGCCCGUCAGAGAGUCACUCGGCUGGAGAACCUCGUGACGCAGAUGAGAGAUCAAAUGAGGGAGAUGGAGCAGAAUUCCCGUCAGGUAUCGGGUAGUACUCUAUGUCCACCCGCCGAGCCCUCUCGCAUCUCUGCUGCAUCAAACCUUGUUCCCCAGGAGGAAGACCAUAUCGUAAACACUGUGGAAAAACUAAGUCUCACCGAUGAUCAUGCUGUCUAUAUUGGCAGCAGUCACUGGGUUACCAUCUUGGAGGAUGUGCGUGAUGAGCUGUUCGAUGAUCACUCGGAACACUUCACAAGUCGGGAGUCGACUGUUUUUGAUGCUAGUCCGAGCGACAAUCCUCCAGCCACCAGGAUAUCACUUCUCUCGGGCCACCCCUCCCUUUCGAAAGAACAGAUGCAUCCCAUGAUCCCACCCCGCAAGGUUGUCGACCGCCAUGUUUCUCACUUUUUUGAUACGUUUGAUUUUGCGCCUUGUAUUCUCCACCGGGGGAAAUUCCUCACAGAGUACACUACGUUUUGGGAGAACCCUUCGGCUGCGCCCAUUAUGUGGGUAGGGCUCUUAUUCAGUACAUACCGAACUCUUACCAUCCACUGCUUGAUUGCUGGGGGUUAUCUACGACCGAGUCGAUACACCAUCGAAAUCUUGACCCUGCAUUUCGCAGUCGAUCAACAGAUGAAUCUCAACACCGAUACUGAGAACUGGGUCCUCAUCGGUGUAAUCAUCCGGCUCGGGCUGCGCAUGGGCCUUCAUCGUGACCCAUCCCACUGGUCAAAUAUUCUCCCCUCGGAGGCUGAAUUCCGACGUCGGCUCUGGAUCACACUCUAUCAUAUGGACUUCUUUACGAGCACGCAAGUCGGGCUGCCACGGACCAUUAAGGACUCUCAGUGUGAUGUGCGCCCGCCUGCCAACGUGUUUGACGAUGACCUGAGCUUCGAGCAUCAUGAAGUACCCCCAGAACGCCCGUUGGCGGAUCCUACGCCUCUUUCGCACAUUAUACAACGGCAAGCCAUUAUCAAGGUAGCCGCGGAGAUAUACGACGCGACGGAAGCGGGACCACCGUCAUCCGCCAUAGUCGAGAUGCUCAGCGCCAAAUUAGAUAGUGCCAUUAACUCCAUCCUUGGGCAGUCAAAGCACCGUUCGCUCGAGACAUCCAUUGCGGAAACCCUCAAGACCAUCCUUCACCAAAUAUUCAUUGAUAUUCUCAUUAACAAAGGCCAAGAAGCCACGAGGUCCACUAGACUGUGCAUCGACACUGCCUUGGCCAUACUGGAACAUCAGCGAAGGGUUGACGAAGAAACUCAACCGGGAGGCAUUAUGUUUGGGAUCCGCUGGCAGGUGGCCUCGUCGCUUAACCAUGAGUUUCUGCAAGCGACGAUGAUGCUAUGUUUGGCACUGAGCCGGUUCCACGAGGGCCACCUCGGCUCGACUGGCUCUACUUCCCUUCAUCGCCAAGGAGAAAUCAUACAGGCAUUGACCAUGGCAAAAGACCUGUGGAAAAAAGACGCCGACCGAUCGGUUGACGCGCGCAGGGCAGCAACAGCCAUAGCGUCCGUGCUUAUACAGGAUCUCGGGUUUACCGAGCCAAUUCCGGGAGCGGCUGCACCGAACUAUCUUGGUAGUUUCCCCUCUGGGCAGAAUAUGGUUAUGGAUCCUCCUUUCUCCACAAUAGAUGCUGAAAUGAUAGCAUUCGAAAGUUUGUGGGAUGACCUUGUGACUGGGUCCAUGGAGGGAAAUUGGGCGGCGAUGCAUUGA
Messenger RNA from Penicilliopsis zonata CBS 506.65, 1932 nucleotides. RefSeq lists its product as hypothetical. Gene Ontology annotation, molecular function: DNA binding; zinc ion binding. The transcript has 9 exons. Lineage: Eukaryota; Fungi; Ascomycota; Eurotiomycetes; Eurotiales; Aspergillaceae. The record is from RefSeq and is a predicted model, not a curated record. Gene Ontology annotation, biological process: DNA-templated transcription. Gene Ontology annotation, cellular component: nucleus. The coding region runs from base 1 to 1932 and encodes 643 amino acids.